Messenger RNA from Chenopodium quinoa (quinoa), 1342 nucleotides. RefSeq names its product probable fructokinase-4. The coding region runs from base 102 to 1118 and encodes 338 amino acids. Gene Ontology annotation, biological process: fructose metabolic process. The transcript has 4 exons. NCBI's taxonomy places the organism in Eukaryota, Viridiplantae, Streptophyta, Magnoliopsida, Caryophyllales, Amaranthaceae. Gene Ontology annotation, cellular component: cytosol. The record is from RefSeq and is a predicted model, not a curated record. Gene Ontology annotation, molecular function: fructokinase activity.
CACCUUCUUCUCUCUCAAAUUUCAACUUUCUCUCUCUAAAUAUUGAACUUUCUCUCUCUAAAUAUUGAACUUUCUCUCUCUACUUUCUUCCUCUCUCAACAAUGGCAGAAACCACCAACAACGGCGGACUCUCAAACAAUGGCGCCGAUUCCAAAGGCUUAGUCGUGAGUUUCGGAGAGAUGUUGAUCGACUUUGUUCCGACAGUUUCAGGCGUUUCUCUAGCCGAAGCGCCGGGAUUCCUUAAAGCUCCCGGCGGCGCUCCGGCGAACGUUGCGAUCGCCGUUGCGAGGCUCGGCGGUAAAGCCGCCUUCGUCGGAAAACUCGGCGAUGAUGAGUUUGGUCUCAUGCUCGCCGGAAUUCUCAAGAAAAACGGUGUUUCCGGCGACGGUUUAACGUUCGAUCAAGGUGCGAGAACUGCUCUCGCUUUCGUUACGCUGAAAGCUGAUGGUGAAAGAGAAUUCAUGUUUUACCGGAAUCCGAGUGCUGAUAUGCUUCUUACUCCCGAUGAGCUCAACCUCGACCUUAUUCGAUCGGCUAAGGUGUUUCAUUAUGGUUCUAUUAGUUUGAUCGUCGAGCCAUGUAGGUCAGCCCAUUUGAAAGCAAUGGAGGAAGCCAAAAAGGCUGGAGCUUUGCUCUCAUAUGAUCCCAACCUUAGGCUACCUUUGUGGCCUUCCGCCAAGGAGGCUCGUGAGCAGAUCUUGAGCAUCUGGGACAAGGCCGAGGUGAUCAAGAUCAGUGACAACGAGCUUGAGUUCCUCACAGAAAGCAACACCGUCGAUGAUGCUACUGCGAUGUCAUUGUGGCACUCUAAUUUGAAGCUUCUCUUGGUCACUCUUGGUGACCAUGGUUGCAGAUACUACACCAAGAACUUCAAGGGAAGUGUGGAGGCAUUCAAGGUGAAUGCAGUUGACACUACCGGUGCUGGUGACUCCUUUGUUGGUGCCUUGUUAGGCAAAAUCGUCGAUGAUCACUCUAUUAUCGAGGAUGAACCACGAUUGAAGGAAGCUUUGAAAUUCGCCAACGCAUGUGGAGCCAUUACAACCACCAAGAAGGGUGCAAUCCCAGCUCUACCAACAGAAGCCGAAGCCUUUGAGCUCAUCAAGAAGGCUUCUCAGUGAUUUCAUACUGUUAAUUCAUUUGUGUGUUAGAUCUCUUGGUUUGCUUGGUAUUUUCGGGAUUUGAUUAGUGAAUUGAAGAGAAUUAGGAAGUUGUGGGGGAAAAUUCAACUCUAAAAUUUUCUCCACUGUGUAAGGAUAAACAAGUCUUUUAUAUAAGUAUUGAUAAAUAAAUAUUUUGAAUUAUGCUUCGGUUUGCAAUUCAAAGAGGCAAUUAUAGAUGUCAA